AUGGCUGCUGCAGUGGAGCAGUCCUCCGACUGGGCCAAUGAGCGCUCUGAUUUGCCGGUAGCUAAGCGCCACUGCUCAGAACCAGCUCGCGCCCAUCAAGGCUUCAACACGCACUCAAUCGAGACAUCUCUGUCGCCUCCGCCCUCAAUUCACCAUCAGAUCAAGUGCCCGUGGUGCGCCAAGGAUUUCGAAGCCCCCGCACACGGGGCCGCUUCAGAAUACGAUGUGCUCAAAGAGCAUCUGGCUGUCAUGCAUCCGCAGAUUGCCAACUUGUCAGCACAUGAUAUUCCUACCAAGGAUACUAAUGCAGAGACUACCAUGGACGACGAUGGUGAUGUGUUUCGCCAAGGAAGUGCCUUGGAUACAAGCCACAUCGCUACCGUUACAGCUCCUGCCACCAACGCUGACGCAACACCUGAAACGAAUGCGAUUGCUUCUGAUGCUGCCCUGAAGGCCGACUCCACAGGCGCUCUUCACAACAAGCUUCAGGACUGGAGACGCCAGCAGGCACAUGAAUAUAUCGAAAAUCGCCUGCUAGCAAACUGGAAGCUGCAUGACGCCCGUGAAUUCAAUCCAGAUUACGAUGACACUACCGCCGAGCUCGACCAAACCUGGUGUUAUGUCUUUGAUCAAUCAAAGACGACGGCUAGAAAGGCCAGCGUCGAUGUUCCUACUCGCCCGAACCCGUAUCUGAGCAGUACGACGGAGAAGGGAGAGUUUCUGAAACUGACCCCUGUAGAAGAUUUCCUUAAUUCGCUCAAGGACUUCGAGACAAUGUCCACGGAUGAGCUCCACGCUUCAGCUGCGAAUGUAGCUCAUGCCCUCAAAACUUGGCAAGAUGAAUGGUCGGCCAUUGAGGACAUGAACAAAGCAAUCAAACCUUCGAAGAAAACUGCCAACCCCCGGGCCUUGGACCCCCCUGAAGUAUUCCAAGACAAGAGGGAGGCGAUGUUAUAUGGCUACAAAUACGAUCCUACCAUACACGAUCCCAAAAAGCGGGAUCCGAAGAAGGGCUCCCUGUUCAAGUGUCCAGAUCCCUUUAUUCAGGGUGGCUUUAGACCGACUGCUGCUCAACUUCGCAAGAUGCAGGCCGACGUUGCCCCUAGCAAUCCUAAUCCCGAUGGAUUUAAAACUAUGAUGAAGCAUGGACAGGAAUAUAUUCCUAAGUUUCAAGACCCUCCAUUAACUCCUUUCGAGGGGAGAGGAGCGACAAGUCGCAAACGCAAGGUGCCUCACAGUGAGAUUGCAGCACUUCGACAGAUGAGUGGUCAUGAUAGCUCUACUCCAGCCCUCGAAUCAGACAUUGAUGGACAGCCUUUCAAGCGCCUUACCCGUUCUAUUGUUAGCAAAGCAGUCGAAACUCCCGAGACUAAAACGGCACCCCCAAGUCCAGGCCUGCGAGGUCGUGGUCGCGGUGCACGUGGAGGACGUGGUCGUGGCGGAACUCUGAAGGCGUCCUCGCGGACUGCACAGGUCCCUCUGGCAAAAGCCAUCGCCUCCAAAGCUGUCAAUGCGCCUCUCUCGGCGGAAACUGCCCCGUUGUUAUCCAACGGCGUUACGCCAUCUCCGCAACCCGAUGGGUUAGCCCCUGAUCGAGCGUCCGUCGAUGCUACUGGUGGAUCCGCUAGCAUUGCUCCUGUGCCAAAGCCGGCCCUUGCUCCUGCGACCCCUGGAGCACCCCCUGCCCUGGCGGCUCUGCCCCCAAACCUUGUCCAACCUGGUGAGGUGGUUGAUGCUUUAGAGUUGAAUCGGCGCAAGUUGCUUGCCAAAUCCAAGAAUCCGCGACGUACUCAGGCCAUGCUUGACCAUUGGAAGCGUUUCAAUAAAGAAGGACGGACUAGGAAUCCGAAGCGUACCAAGGCACAGAUUGAAGCCGACAGGCUGGCAGAUGCUGAACGCAAGUCCAAAGAACCUCAAAAGGCUCCUGCCACUAAGACUCGCAAGCGCAAAGCUACAAGUACUGAUACGGCCGAUGGCUCGGUCUCAAAGCAACCCAGAGCAGCAACCACUUCUAUGGCAGCCACUGUUUCUCUUCAGCCUGCUCCAAUCCAACCAGCUACGACCACAUCUACUUCAAUUGCAACGAUUGCGCCCACGCCAGCUGCAAUUGGCCUACCCAUAGCUCAUUUUCUUCCACCAUCUGCGCCAUCUAGGCCACGAUCUCCGCCGAGUUUCCUAGCUCCACAAAAUUCGGCUCCUGCUGCUGUCCCUCCUCGCCCUCUCCAACCAGUCCUGCCAGGAUUCGAUAGAAAUCCUGCCUCCUCCUGGACUGGUCCGCCACAUUUCUUUUCUUACCCCAAUUCGGCACCGUCUUAUCCUCGCUAUGGAGAAACACAAUUUUCACCUCCACCGGCCAAUCCCCCGCAUCGCCAUGAGGCUGGUCCUCCCGAGAUAAUGCAGCCACUUCCAACAUAUCCUUAUGAUGCGACCCGACCUCAAAUGCAGCUUCAAAAGGGAGCUCAGACGCAGCGGCCUUGA
Talaromyces atroroseus is the source of this 2478-nucleotide messenger RNA. RefSeq lists its product as hypothetical. The record is from RefSeq and is a predicted model, not a curated record. The transcript has a single exon. Lineage: Eukaryota; Fungi; Ascomycota; Eurotiomycetes; Eurotiales; Trichocomaceae. The coding region runs from base 1 to 2478 and encodes 825 amino acids.